ACCAGCCGGUCAGACGAACGGUCUGAGCCGGAAUGUGCGGACGCCUGGUUGAUUGUAGCGCACAGAGCGUGGUGGACGACUGCGCAUGGAAGUGAUGAUGUCUUUCCGUUCAAUUUAAAAAUCGGACUGAUUUAGUAUCACUCGGACAACGGAAUCGGUCGGAACUGGGAAUAGUCGAGCGGGAACCCCGGGCGAUAAUCUGCUUAGUGUUCAGUAGAGAAGUACUCUAUAAAUGAGGAAUUAUCAAGUACGGAAAACAACCUCGAGAUAAGGUGCGCGGUUGGAAGCGAUAAUUAGUUGUGCUAACGGAUUACUAGUUACAAAGUGUAAAAAGUAGAGUAUAAACACGGAGAAAAGGCUCAACGCGGUUGCUCUAGAAGUGGUUGCGAUCUGCUAUUAUAUGUUUCACAAAGGAAAUGUUCGAAGAAUGAAGGUUGAAGAAAUAUAUUUCUUAUUGAUUACUAAUGCACGUAGAAGGCACCCAAAAAUCGGUGAUAAGAAAUGUGUAGAAGCAUCUGUUAUCUUAGAAUAAAGGUGAUAUCAACGGAAGUUUUGUGUUUGAAUUCGGCUUCAAUGUCUUAAUGAGGCACGCUGUUAUCAUCCAUCACAAGUGAAUGUUUGUUCUUCUACGAAUCUACUGGAAUCACGAGGCGGUAGAUUAUUGUUUUAACGUCGGAAGAAAAUAUCCGAUCCAGCCACCCUCCACCCAUCACUGCCAUCAUCACUAUUAUCAGUGAACAUCAACCCCACCGGUGACGAGCGCGAUAAUGCUGAUGACUCGGCCGAUGAUGCUAACCGGGAAGCGAGUUCUCCUAGCGCUGGGUGCACUGGUAACGCUAACGCUCAGCUAUGCCAACGGAUUCGCCACGCUGCCCAGCGACAUGACCAAACGGUGCACUCUGGAGCGAUACCAGAAAAUGAUCGGCUACAACUGUGCCGAUCUCAAGCUGAAGGAGAUCCCACAAAAUUUGAAGAGCGGCCUGUUGAUUCUUGACCUUAGCUUCAAUCGCAUUCGUGACCUGAAUACACAUUCGUUUGGUCGAUAUACAGAAGUUAAAUAUCUCUAUCUGUUCGAGAACAUGAUUCAAAACAUCGAAGAAGGGACGUUCAGCGGGCUGGUGAACUUGGAGGCUUUGGAUCUGUCAAAUAACGCAUUGACCACAAUCCCCUUGGAGCUGUUUCGAUUGCCCUUGCUGAGGAACCUGUACGUGGCGUACAACAAUCUGGCAAAUCUAGAAGACGAUCUACUCGUCUUGGAAAAGCCCAUUCGGGCACCGCUGCAGAUCCUCAGUUUAGCCGAAUGUUGGCUGAGGCGGCUUCCAAACUUUGGAAUUCUACCGGACCUGUGGCAGCUGAACAUAUCGUCGAACCCGAUGACGGAUUUAACGAUCGAUCAGUUUUCACCAAUGUGCAACCUUCGUUCGCUGGAUUUGAAUGCAACUAAAAUUCCGCCAUGCUCCUGCCAACUCAUUACAGCCGAAUUGUCAACCCGGCGAACAGUGAUCUACAACAAUCAUCCGAGCUGCUUUGCAGAAUCAACCAGCUGCCUUCAGGACUCCCCCACGACCUCGCCGCCCACCAAAACGGAAGAGUAUCAACAGUGUAUGGAUGUCCGGAAUACUCGGAAGCUGGACACCGAGGCCAAAUCGACUUGGUUCAAAAUAUCCCUCGGGGUGGUUGCCUGUAUUGCCCUGUUCUUGAUCAUCCUCUGCUACUUCCACCGACGGAAUGCAAGAAACCUUAAAGAGAACAGAAAGAAACAAAACAUGUCGAAAAAUGUUACCCCCAUACACAGGAUAAAAGUGCCACCGUCCGACGACGAUCCACCGAAAGUUGUCGAGAACGGCAAUCGUGAUAAACUUAUUACCGACUGUGAUUAGCCGCGAACGCGAGUCGGGAUACUGUCCUCCGCAUACUCUGUCCUCACGCAAAGAAGUGCCUUCGUUCGAAUGUGAAGCAAUCUAUUCGAUCAAACAAGACUAACGACUAGGAUUAAGGAAGAACGAGACAACACGUGUAAAUAAUAGCUAAUUCCAUUAGUUUAGCUUAGACUUAGGUUUACUCAAAACAAUCACCUCAUAGUUAGAACAAUACAGUACAAUAUUAUUAUUGCCAGUUUAUAAAUUGAUCAAAAAACUUGCCACCUACUUUUAUUUAGUUUCUCCGUUUGAGAAUAGUAUAUGUAAAUGUGCGCAAAAGAAAUGAAUAAACAUUUGCCAAGAUUUAAA
Molecule: messenger RNA, 2228 nt
Organism: Aedes albopictus (Asian tiger mosquito)
Lineage: Eukaryota; Metazoa; Arthropoda; Insecta; Diptera; Culicidae
Gene: Lapsyn
Product: leucine-rich repeat-containing protein 4C
Exons: 5
Coding region: 768-1880 (370 amino acids)
Molecular function (GO): protein binding
Source: RefSeq, a predicted model, not a curated record